Chrysoperla carnea is the source of this 1409-nucleotide messenger RNA. Its product is annotated as ejaculatory bulb-specific protein 3-like. Lineage: Eukaryota; Metazoa; Arthropoda; Insecta; Neuroptera; Chrysopidae. Bases 17 to 538 code for a protein of 173 amino acids. The transcript is spliced from 2 exons. The record is from RefSeq and is a predicted model, not a curated record.
UUAAAAUUAAGUAACAAUGGUGUUUGUAAAAUUUAAUAAAAGUAAUUUUAUUAUUACAUUAGCUGUUAUUCUACCAAUUUUUGUUACGUUUGUAUCUUCUGCAGCAUUAAAAUUGGACGAUAAUGAUAUUGAUACAAUUUUAAGCGAUCCAACAAAACGUGCCAAAUAUUUGGAUUGUUUACGUGGGACAGCACCUUGUACAGAAGAUGGCAAAAAAUUAAAAGAAGCGUUUAAAGAAGUAAUAAAAACAAAUGAAACAAAUCCUGCUGAAGAAAUUAAAAUAGCUGCCAGAAGAGUGUACGACUAUUUAAUUACACAAGUUCCAAAUGAUGUACGAAAUUUUGUCGCCGAUGUUCAAACACAAAAUGAUAAAUUUUGGGAUCGUGUAAAAGAUUUGGUUCGUAAACCAAUUAAUUGGUUACACGAUAAAAUAAAUGAUGACGAUGGAGAUAAUACAGCUGUUGUGGAUAUGUAUCAGGAUGGUCCAACAAUUGUUAUAAGCAGUCGAAAAGGAAAAAAUUGGAAUAAUAACGUUUAGCUGUUGAAGAGAUUUUAAUUUAAAAAUUACGUUAUAGAUUUAGAAAGUAAUUUAUUUUUAUAAAUAUAUAUAUAUAUAUAUUAUUUAAGUAUUAAAUAUUAUCGAUUUAAGCUAAUAUUUUAUUUUUAAAAUACUGUAUGCUUCCAAAUUAAAGCGUCUGGCGUCAAUCAAUUGGCGCAAGGAAAUAUAGGCAAUGUUUUAACAAAAAGUAAUCUAUGAUAUCGAGAAGUAAAAUUUAGGCGGGUAAAACACUAAAUUCCAGGAAAGAUAGUCGUUUUUGCAUUUUUCCCGAUGGUACAGAAUAUUAUGUACAAAAAUCGAAAAGAAUCGAAAAGGCCAUUUUUCGCAUUUAUAAAAAAAAAAAAAAAAAAAAAUAAAUAAAUAAAGCAAUCUACGAAAAAAUGUUGAAACUUGUAGGGAAUAGACUUGCUGGAUACGAUUUCGUUGAUUCUUUUCCGAAGAAAUUACGAAAUUUCAUCGAAAAUUGCCGUUUUUUGUUUUCUUUGUGGACUUUUGUAUUUUUAUUAUAAUUAUCUGUAAUUGACACAAAAUGUUACCUCUGCUGAGUAAAAAACGAUUUUUAAAAAAAUAAAAAUUGCGCUUUUCAUAGUAAAUUUUCAGAAAAAGUUCUUUUUUAAAUCGGUCAUUGCUCGAAUUUGUAGUGGCCUAGAAAAACAACUUUGAAAUUUUAAAAUUUCAACAACCUUCGAAGAAAUUUCGCGAUUUUCUCCGAGAUAAACCAACUAAAUCGUUUGCAGCAAGUCUCUUUGAUUUUGUCCUCUAAAACUUUUUCGUUUAACUUGUUUAUUAUAUAUGUUUUUCGACUGCUUGCUUUGUUUUCGAUUAUGUCCUGCACCAGCUGGAAAAAUGC